AUGACAUAUUGUUCAUGGAAACUACCUCUGGCCCGCUCACCAGCGUACUCGGUUCUGAUUGGUUCCCCGGUGGACACGCCCCCUCCCGGGAGAACGCGGCCUCUGAUUGGUUUGCCCUUACCCGGGCGGACAUGGCCUCUGAUCGGUCGACCCUCGCGAUGCCCAUCGCUGAUUGGUGUGAGCCGUCGGCCCCGCCCCGCCCCCGCCGCGCCGGUUGGUCGGAGUGGAAGCUCCGUGCGGCUGUGUCGGAGUCUCGCGGCGGGUCCCCUUGGCGGGUGGCGAAAGCCGCUGGUGCACGGCCCCCGGGUGUCGCGAGCCAUGGCGCUGAGCUCGGCGAUGCCGGCCCGCGGGCUGCACGCGACCUGCCUGGUGGUGAUGGUGCUGUCCGGGGUGCACCUGGCCGUGACUCUGCUCUACUACCUGGACAUGCACGUCUACAGCGGGCGGAUGGUGCGGCGCUUCGGCAGCUUCCUGGUGGAGGACGGGGCCGGCACCGCGGAGGGCCCACUCGCCAACAGCACCAACAGCAGCUACAGCGUCGAGUACCACACUCCCCGGAGUCCGCCGCCAUCGCCGUUACAGCCGUGCCCGGAUACCCCGCCGCAUCUCGUGGGACCACUUUCAAUAGAAUUUUCUCAGACUGUUGAUCUGGAAGAUGUGAAAAAUACUAAUUCAUUGUUAAGGGAAGGAGGCAGAUUUACUCCAGUCGAGUGUACAGCUCUCCAGAAAGUUGCCAUCAUCAUUCCUUUUCGUAAUCGAUUUGAGCAUUUGAAAUAUUGGUUGUAUUUCUUGCAUCCAAUUCUUCAGCGGCAGCAACUGGAUUAUGGGGUGUAUGUCAUUAACCAGCAUGGUGAAGACACUUUUAAUCGUGCCAAACUUCUCAACGUAGGUUUUAUGGAAGCUUUGAAAGAAUACGACUACAACUGCUUUGUAUUCAGUGAUGUCGAUUUGAUUCCCAUGGAUGAUCGAAAUAUAUACAGAUGUUACAGCCAACCAAGGCAUCUGGCUGUAUCAAUGGAUAAAUUUGGUUUUAGGUUACCCUAUCAUCAGUACUUUGGAGGAAUAUCAGCUUUAAGUAGAGAACAGCAUGAAAAAAUUAAUGGGUUCCCAAAUGAUUACUGGGGCUGGGGAGGAGAAGAUGAUGACAUCUACAACAGGAUAAUUUUCAAAGGCAUGAGGAUUUCACGUCCAAAUGGCGGCAUCGGGAAAUGCCGUAUGAUCAAACAUAACAGAGAUAGAAAUAAUGCACCUAACCCUCAGAGGUUUAACAGAAUUUCUAAAACAAGACAGACAAUGCAGCAUGAUGGUUUAAAUUCACUCAAGUAUACAGUGUUAGAGGUCAAGAAAUAUCCUUUAUACACCUUUAUUGAUGUGGAUGUCGGUGGGCCUGGAAGACAACCUUCAGGAUAAGUGGCGAAGAACUCAGUUCUUAAAUUGAAGAGCCUUUCCCUUCAUACUGACUACCAUAUGUGCCUUAUUAAUUUACUUUUGUGUGCUACGUUUUCUCCUUGUUUAUCAGAGAUAAAGUUGAACUCAAAUUGCCACUCAGAUUUCAUCAUGUAAACUCCAGAAACUUGAACAUUUCAUUGAGUGGACAAUUUCAGAAUUACGCUGUUAUUUCAAAAACACUUUUGAAGUCUGAAUGCAAGAAUUAUCCUCCAUUAUGUUUUCAAAACCAGGUGUGACUUUCAGGCUCUCGGGAACACUGUCACUGUUUUAAAUAUGUUGCUUUUUCAGUCAGUCAUCAGCUGAGGUGUGUGCUUUUAUUUCACUUCGGAUUGCCUUUGAAACUUGCGUAAUUUGUGUGCCCACACUGACUUCUGAGAAUGUGAUAUCUGAAAUGUGAUUUGGACUCAGCAAAGGCAAGCUGUCUAGUUGUCAAUGAAUUGCAUUUCACUGUUCGACUGAUUUUGGCUAAGAUGGUUGAAGUUUCUCCAAACAACAUAGAAUUUGAAGAGUAAUGUCCCAGCAGAAUUCAGCUAUACAUUGUGAAUUUGCAUGUUGUGGAAAUGACUUCAGCUCACUGGGGAUCCUGACUAUGGAAUUAACAACUAGAUUAUGUUGGUAAAAACAAACUGCAGAUGCUGGAA
Chiloscyllium plagiosum (whitespotted bambooshark) is the source of this 2090-nucleotide messenger RNA. Its product is annotated as beta-1,4-galactosyltransferase 1-like. Gene Ontology annotation, molecular function: beta-N-acetylglucosaminylglycopeptide beta-1,4-galactosyltransferase activity; cytoskeletal protein binding. The record is from RefSeq and is a predicted model, not a curated record. Gene Ontology annotation, biological process: carbohydrate metabolic process; protein N-linked glycosylation. Lineage: Eukaryota; Metazoa; Chordata; Chondrichthyes; Orectolobiformes; Hemiscylliidae. Gene Ontology annotation, cellular component: Golgi apparatus.